This is a messenger RNA of Hylaeus volcanicus, 5219 nucleotides long. RefSeq names its product aromatic-L-amino-acid decarboxylase-like. The record is from RefSeq and is a predicted model, not a curated record. Gene Ontology annotation, biological process: amino acid metabolic process. Gene Ontology annotation, molecular function: pyridoxal phosphate binding; carboxy-lyase activity. The transcript is spliced from 15 exons. Bases 1855 to 3705 code for a protein of 616 amino acids. Lineage: Eukaryota; Metazoa; Arthropoda; Insecta; Hymenoptera; Colletidae.
CAGUCGUGGCAUCUGCAUCGUCGAGCUGCCACGGGUCUCCGACAGGGAUUCGAGAGCCCCUGUUGGACGAUAAAAAAGCGACAAGUCGAACGACUGCUCGAUCGUGGAUCGUCGAAAGCGUCGGUGAACGAGUUUCGAGUGUCGCGUUCUUGCGGUUCGGUACCAAGGAUCUAAUUUCGAGUCGACGACGCGGUCGGUAUCGUUAAUGUGCCGUGGUUUCAGUAAAAACGGUAAAAGGUCAAGGGUUCCACCAUCAUCGCCAACGGGCGCCGAGUAGCUGGGACAUUCUGCGUCUGACAUCUUCUUAACGAUGCCUACGCGCACCUCGCCCGCCGUAAUAAACCAUUGCUGGCUGCUGGAAGCACGGCUUCCAAUUUAUUCGAGUGGCCAACUCUUUCGCCCCGAAGAUGCUCGACUCGGUCGCGAAUGAACGACGACGGAGGGGAACCUGUGAUCGAGAAGUUUUCCGGGUCGAAGGAGAACGGAACCCAAUUCCAGCCAGCCGUGCGAACGAUUCUACGCAUAUUUCCGUGUCGAUCAGCCCGCGGAAUGAGAUUUCCCGUCGCGGGAAGUUCAACCCUCCCUUGAUCCCACCCCUGGCCACGAAUUCGCGGAAUCCUUCCGGUGACUCAGCCUUUGGGGGAUGCCCCUAACUCGAGCUCGCUGGGUUCUCUUCAUUUUCCGACCGGAAACGGCAAAUGUCCCAAUUAUCGAAGCAUUCUUUGACAAUCGAGUGUUAUCGCAUGAUUGCAUUGCGAUAUAAGAACGUGGAUACUUGUACAAGGUAUCUGUCCCUUUCUUCGCAAAGUCCUUCGUGUUGAAACUCUUUGCUGGAACAUUUUGGUCUUCGUCAAGCUCUUCAUCCCAUCUUUUCGCGAUUCCAGACUCAAAUCUCAGGAGCAAAGUUCCCUGAAUUACUUGCAACCCUGCAACCUCUGCUCGGUAAAAGUUCACGCAAGAAUAUCGAGUCGACGUAUGAUGACGUGCCGCGAGUCACUUUCCAGAACUUCGUCCAAGUUGCACCGCGGUAGCGAAAUUUCGUCGUUCGGGGAUACCUGUGAACGUCGUUCUCCAUGCUGUUCUCUUGGAAACAGGUGACGUCUAUGAUCAAACUUGGGAGCAAUUUGACGACGGAUAUUGCGGCAAUCGUGGCCGAUCGAGAACUGAACGCUGAUCUCCAGGAAAGACGCAUUUCCUCAUUUAGGGAGCGAAAUAAAUUAACUAUCGCGUUAAAAGUCCCCUCGGCCCUUUCGGAUUCUGAUGUAAAAUUUCCAUUGUUUGGGUCGACCUAAAAACUGAUACACAGCGACCAAUGUAUUGGUACCGAUAUAUAAUAGUGGGUGGUUAUAUUUUAUAAAAUUGGUUUCAACUUUCGCGAAACAAAAGAAAGAGGACGUCCUUUGAUCGAUCCACGAAGGACACGUAGUUUAACUCGAAGGAUAAUAAAUGGUCAACGCGCGUGGUCGUCUCUCAUGGCCGUGACGGUUGUCGGAGCCCUUCGAGGAACGUCAGAAAUGAGCUCGAAAUGGCAGAGCCAGACGAUGACUUCCCACGUGUCUAUUUCAAGCAUCCCCUUGACGGAAAUUGUCCUGGAUCGCGCAUAGAUUCGUCCAUCUCUGUCGUUCGUCCUUUCUACGGGGUUCCGCGAGGAAGAUCCCCGCGGAAGGACGCGCGUUUGCGCACGAGUCGAAGACUUCUCGCUGCCUGGAUCCUCGGUAUAUCCUCGGUGGUAAGCGUAACUCGGGAUUGUUCGGUCGUGGCUCAUCCAACGUGGACCGAUCGGAAGUCCAUCCUCGUCGCCGUGACUAGCAACAGAAGGUUUCGGAUCAGUAGUCGAGACUGAAACGGAUCACCAUGGACAUCCAAGAGUUCCGUGUGCGCGGCAAGGAGAUGGUGGAGUACAUUUGCGAGUUCAUGAGCAAUAUCCACAACCGAAGGGUAACUCCAGAUGUCGGUCCCGGAUAUUUGAGGCCCCUGCUACCUCCGGAACCACCGCAGCAGCCCGAAGCCUGGGAGGACAUCAUGAAGGACGUCGAGUCGAAGAUCAUGCCCGGAAUCACCCACUGGCAACAUCCAAGGUUCCACGCGUACUUUCCCGCUGGAAAUUCUUUCCCAUCUAUUCUUGGCGAUAUGCUAUCGGACGCCAUAGGUUGCAUUGGAUUUUCAUGGGCGGCCAGUCCAGCCUGCACGGAGCUCGAGACGAUAGUCUGCGAGUGGUUCGGCAAAGCUAUCGGUCUGCCGACAGACUUCCUCUACUUUAAUCCUGGGAGCAAGGGAGGCGGGGUGAUACAGGGCUCAGCCUCGGAGUGCAUCUUGGUUUGCAUGCUGGCAGCGAGGGCGCAAGCUAUCGCCAGGCUCAAGGAGUCGCCUGCUCAUGCACACUUGGACGAAACUGCUCUUCUCGGGAAGCUGAUGGCUUAUUGCAGCCGAGAGAGUCACAGCUGCGUCGAGAAAGACGCCAUGAUCUGUUUCGUGAAACUGAGGAUCUUGGAGCCCGACGAGAAGAGCGUAAUGCGUGGCGAAACUCUGCGUCAGGCGAUCGAGGCCGAUACCGCCGAGGGAUACAUCCCAUUCUUCGUGUCCACCACGCUCGGGACGACCGCUUGCUGUUCCUUCGACAACCUCAAGGAGAUAGGACCAGUCUGCAAAAAAUAUCCAGGCGUAUGGUUGCACGUGGACGCUGCGUACGCGGGCAACGCUUUCAUCUGCCCGGAACUGAAGUACCUGAUGGCUGGAAUCGAGUACGCGGACUCUUUCAAUACGAAUACCAAUAAAUUCCUCCUGACGAACUUCGACUGUUCCUGCCUUUGGGUUCGGGACAGGUUCAAGCUGACCAGCGCGCUCGUCGUCGAUCCGCUUUACCUUCAACACACCCACGCGGACACGGCCAUUGAUUACAGACAUUGGAGCAUACCACUGAGUCGACGAUUUCGCUCCCUGAAACUGUGGUUCGUCAUGAGGAAUUACGGGAUAUCCGGUUUGCAGGCGUACAUUCGCAACCACAUCGAGUUGGCGAAGAGAUUCGAGGCGCUCGUCAAGAAAGACUCGAGAUUCGAAGUUUGCAACGAAGUCGUGCUGGGAUUGGUGUGUUUUCGCGCCAAAGGCUCCGAUAAGCUUAAUCAAAAGCUUCUGAGCACCAUCAACGAUUCAGGGAAGCUACACAUGGUGCCAGCGAGAGUGAAUCAACGCUUCACGAUUCGUUUCGCGCUUGCCGCGCCGAAUGCCACUGGCGAUGACGUCGACAUAGCGUGGAGCAUCAUAACGGACUAUCUGGCCGAGUUGCUGGAGUCCAAGGACGUGAUGGACGAGCUGGCAGACAUCCGUGAGAAGAAGAGGAAAGCCACGCUGGAGCAAAGGAGGUCCUUCUUCGUUCGCAUGGUGUCCGAUCCCGCGAUUCAGCCAGGAUUUACGAAGACUCCGAACAGAACGGGAGCGAAAUUGGACGCUCAGGCGACGAUCGGUGGCAUCGGCUCGAAUCCCCAUCCCGCGUCUCGUUCGUGGAUAUCCUGGCCACUGGCCUACUUGAUGCAAGCGAAGGACGCUGAUACCAGCGAACUGUCACUCAGAUUUCGUCAUUUGGACACCAUGGUUCGCCUGAAGGCGGGCGGGACCGGAAGUCGUCGCGGCAGCAGCAAUGGCUGCAGCCCCGAGCCAUCACCGUCUGGUUCUCCGUCCCGUGGAAGAUCACCCAACGGCAGGGCGUAAAGUGCCCUCCACCCUCGAAUCGUCCAGCCAUUUUCUAAGGUUUCUCCAGGUGCAUGGACUAGGAAUGGAACGUUCAGCGAGGAAAGAGAUCCUUGGACCAGAUACUGCCCGACGGAAACGAACGACACGUUCGCAGAGAUCAACCGGAAAGGACGUCCCCGAAUUGCUCAGCAACGAACAACGGAGCGAUGUUUGAAAUCGAUCGAUGGCACGUUUAGAUAUGCGCGUGUGCCCCUCCGCCCCUCCCCCUCGUCAUCAGUUCUCGUUGCGUUUUUUCGUUAGGGAUCUUUUGAACUUUGUAGUAGCCGUUGAAUAAGUUUCACGUUCCCCGUACCCCUGGCGACCGUAGUAGCUCAAACGCUCCACCGAAGGAGGCGCUCGAUAAAUACAAGUACACCUUCUUUACUUGCUUAUCGAUCUGUUUAUAUAAAUGUGCUCUGUUUUGGAUCGCCACGGAAUCAUGUUCCACGCGGACACACCAGUACACGUGUAACAUACACACCUAUAUAGAUAUAUAAAUAUAUAUAUAUAUAUACAAGGUCGAUAGUAAACGAUUUCAGAAAUAAAGAAUCGAGUACUUGUUAUUACGCUGCUCCCUCCCCAACAAAAACCAUGGAGUGUAUCGCAUAAGUUAUCUAUGUUAGGCAAAGCACGCUCUAUGGUAAAUAUAAACUAACUGAAAAUGGAUAAAACGAAAUUACAAAAGGAAGACUUGGUGAUUUGACAUUUUGAUAUUGUUAAAAAAAAAAAAGGUCAUAAAGAGGUUGGUUGAAUGCUCCAAAAGUCUGGGGUCACUAGGGUGACCGAUGCAGCUGAAUUCUGUUCGUUCUCUGUCGCGUUCUUUAUUCUUUCGCGUUCGACGUUCCAAGCGUCCGCGAUAUUCAUUCCGUUCUAUUUUAAUUCACAUUUUCGAUUAGUUUACGCAAACGAUGACGUGGAAUGCGAGCGACUGUCCCAUUAACGUACGUGUUCCCAGAAUUCCGCCGAAUGGUGCUACGUCAAGAGUAAAACACGCGAACGUAAUCGACUUACGUUGGACGAGCUCUGGGGAAUGUUGGCUCGUGAAACAAUUCCUUGAGUCGCAACCCCGUGGCAAAACAUAUUUCGAUCGUGUGAAUCGGCUCGAUUGCGACGGAAGUUAUUCGCGAGAAAGAGUAAAUUAUUCCCGUCGGCGGAGCGACAGACAGAAAUCGAUGAAAGAUGACAUUCUAAUCGAUCGUAUCGGGUUCACUUUAAACAAUAUAAAAGAAAGCUCGCGACGAAAGAAAAUUUCUCGACAAAAAUCGCUCGAGUGAAUCUGCGUGCCUUCUAUACUAAUUACAAAGUCCACUCUUCUGCAUCCCUUCGUAUUUAUUCCUAUCAUCGUUUUAUCAGCACGCCUCGUUAGCCUCCUCUGAUACCAGAGCAAACACCGUUAAAAAUGUUUCGAGGGCCAGCUACUCGACGACUCCUUCGUUCAUUGAAUUCCCUUAUACCCCAAAAAGCUCCGAAAUGAUACGCAAGUCAGACUUUUG